AUGUCUUGUGCUUUCUCGUUGUCUUUUGGCCGUUGUGGCCUCAUAGUUUAUUCUCUUUUGUCACAUUGCCGAAGUAUGCUGGAAUCGAAUGAAUAAAAUAUUUAUUGAGCACAUGCAUCGAGUUACUAAAGUUUGAUGCUAAUAAGCGAUUUUUAUUUCUGCUCCAUCAAAAUUUUCGCCGUGAGAAGCAAUAAAAAGUUUACUUUUUCUGAAGCGAAACUUCUUUACCAUUUUAAUUUUCAAUUUUUUUUUUCAAAUGAAAGCUGAGUAUUCAUUUUCAGUUUUAUUCAACUUUCUCCAUUAACAAGUUUAGACCUUACUCCAGAUUUGGAGUUUAAGCAGUCACUUUGAACACGAUCACGAGGGUAAUUUUCCGUUUGUCUUUCGGAACGAUUUUGUGAUAUGACGUUGAUUUUAUAUAGGACUACUUCAAACUUUUAUCUACUUUUAGAUCGUUCCAAAAUGUAUCACUUGAAAAGCUAAAAAGAAGUUAUAGACGAUUCACGGCUAGCUUGGGACGCAAAAAGGCGUGGCCUGUCUGCACUCUCCACUAACCAGGGCACUGUCUCGUCUCUUUUCGUGACAGGACCCUUUUCUCGAUGGCUCAAGCCAGCCGUGAAUCAGCUAUAUCUUCGGCCUCGAGCUCUAAAUAUACAUCAAAAUUUAAAAAUAUUUCUUUUUCCUCCACCCACUGCUUUUGAAAAUUUUUGAGCACCUUUUUUUGAGUAUCUGAAAAGCCAGAAGUAGAAAAAAAGCCGUGUUCAAGGUUUAAAAUAACAAACUACAGCGAAGGUUGAGAUGGACAUUGUCUGCUUGAUUUCUGGCGGGAAAGACAGUUGCUACAACAUGAUGUGUGCCGUUAACGAUGGACAUCGGGUCGUCGCUUUAGCUAAUUUACAUCCUGCCGAAAGCUCCUUUGAACUCGAUUCGUAUAUGUAUCAAAGCGUUGGAGCAGAAGGAAUCGAGGUAUCUUUUUGCAACUUUAUAAUCGACAAUGCAUUCCGUUGACAAAAGAAAGACCAUUCGAUCUUGCACACUGUAGGUUUAAAUUGUGCAUUCACCGCCACGCGGUUCUUGUGCGAUAUAUUCGUUACUAACGAGUUUUUUUGUACGAAAAAGUAGGUAAAUUUUGAGAAAAACUCAAUUAGAACCUUCAAAGAAACAAUUUAAGUUUUUUUCAAACUAGAGAAAAAAUGGUCUAGUAUGGCCAGCGGCGACGAGGCAGUGGAAACCGAACGGGCCUUUGUAGGCCUGAGAUGGUGUGAAAAACCGUAUUUCGCGUUUUAAUCUCUGAUUGGCUGGUAAUACUGGAAAUUUUCGAGGUACUGCAACCCAGUCAAUAAAUCGUAAACUGAGCACUUGUAGAGCUGAAAAAACUGAGAAGUUCAUAAGGUGGAAAGCAAAAUUUAUUAGCUGAUAUGAAUCGAAAGCAGAAAAUGAAAGAAGACCUCUGGCGCACGCGCCACCUUUGCAUGAGUAAAAAAACGCCGUGAAAUUGCAGCUAUAUAGUGAGGCGAUGGGUGUCCCGCUCUAUCGUAAAGCUAUCAAAGGAACUCCCAAGAACAUUGAAGCGACUUAUGAGGUAAUGACCCUCUCAAAAAUUUUUUAUUUUUUCUCUUCUAGGAAACAUCAGGCGAUGAGGUUGAAGAUUUGUACGAGUUGCUGCAAGAAGUAUUAAAAUCACACCCCUCCAUCAAAGGUGCUUUUCUCUGUCUUAACAAACUGAAAACUCAAUUUUAGGCGUUUCCGCAGGCGCCAUCCUCUCAAGCUAUCAGACGGAUCGAGUAAAGAACGUUUGUGUGCGCUUGAAUUUAACUCCACUGUGUUACUUGUGGGGACGAGACCAGAAUGUGAGAGAAAAAGGAAGCAUACAUUUAGCUGAUUCACGGCUGGCUUGAGCCAUCGAAAAAAGGUUCUGACACGAUUAUAAGAAAGAGGCUGGCUGGUAGAAAGCGCAAAUAGGCCACGCCUCUUAGGUUCCCAAGCUAGCCGUGAUUCGGCUAUACCUACAGCAUGAACAAGGUCCAAUAAGGGUUCAUGGCUUUUCAAAAAAUCAAAAAGGAGUUCAGAGCUUCUACAUUGAGCUUUCUUUCAAAUUCAGGGACCUUUUCAAUAAACUUGUCUUCCAUAAGAAUUUGGAAAGCUCGAUUUUGACUUUGUCAGUUGAUUAAAAUCAGUGUUGUGAAAAAGCUUAUCAAUAAGAUAAUAACUAUUCUGUUCAGGAACUUUUGGAAGAGAUGAUCGAAAGCAAAGUCGACGCAAUUCUGAUAAAAGUUGCCGCCUUAGGCUUGAACUCAAGUCACCUGGGCAAAACUCUGACAGAAGUUCGGAUAUUGAUAUUUUCCUCAGUCUUAAAGUGAUUUCAGAUGGCACCACUGAUGAAAACUCUUCAAGAGAAAUACGGUGUUCAUCCAUGCGGCGAGGGUGGCGAGUUCGAAUCUUUCGUUCGCGACUGUCCCUUGUUCAUUAAGAAAAUCGUGGUGGACAAGUUCGAGGUUUGACUUUCCAAUAGAACGCUGCCCACCAUUCAUUUCUAGAUCGUUAAACAUCAAGACAGUCCCUUCGCGCCGGUAUUCUUUUUACGGUUAACAGAGCUUCACUUGGAAGACAAGUGA
Molecule: messenger RNA, 2615 nt
Organism: Caenorhabditis auriculariae
Lineage: Eukaryota; Metazoa; Nematoda; Chromadorea; Rhabditida; Rhabditidae
Source: the annotation of a GenBank genome assembly